This is a messenger RNA of Vitrella brassicaformis, 2781 nucleotides long. The record is from the annotation of a GenBank genome assembly. Lineage: Eukaryota; Vitrellaceae.
CGGAGAGCAUAGGAAAAUGGCGGGCAACAAAUAUACACAGUUUGUCGAGAGUGAUUUUUGGUCGCCUUGAGGUUGAGUGAGGUUGAGUACGUAUCGCAGAAGGGCUGGACAAGAGGAGACGGCAGAGGUUUCGGCAGAAUUCACGUGUGGCGCACAGAAACUGGCUUAGUUCCAAGUUUAUCGUUCUGUUUGCUGAGUGCAUGCGGCGAGUGUUGGGGAAUAGGAAGCCUGCAAUUACAAAGCCUUCGACGAGAGGAGCGAUGCAAUCCCCCCGGGCCUUAAAGGGCAGACGUGUAGGGAUUCGAGGCAGACGAUGAUGCAUAGGACGACGAGCGUAUGUCGGUAGGACGGCAGGCAUUGGUAUCGGUGGGUCUUUGCAAAGGGAGACUGCGCGCUGUCAUGAUGCGGAGGCGUGUUAUGGGGGCGUCUUGCCUCAGAAGUGGACUGACCUUUUUGUGUGGUUCAAGCUGUUUCAGUGACCGUUGUCGUCUUGUGCGGUGACUUGUGGCUCGAGAAACUUGUGUAUAUAUAUGCUCAGUCGCCCUCAAAAUACGCCGGAAGAUGUCCAGAGAGUACCUCAGUCUCUCACUGAUUUCGCAUCGUCAACGCACGUUCGACUUGCGCCUGCAUCUGCGUAGGCCGCAGACGUAUAGAGUAAUUACGUACGGUCAUCUUUGCAUUGAUUGAUUUAUCGUAUUGCGUUCGCAGGAUAUCGAUCAGAUAGAUCAUCGGCAUUCGUUGCCAUGUGGUGAAGGUGAAGCCUACACAACCACACAACCGUGCGCUGCAGAUGUGGAUGUGUGUGUGUGUGUGUGUGUGGUGUCUUUCAGCCUUAUGGAGAAUGAUCAGCUGUCACUGUCUAGUGGCGAUUUCGUUGACGGAUCGUCGGACUCGGAUGAUGAUUUGUCGGCUGGUAACCGUCACGAGUCAGAUGAUGAUUUUGUGCCCGAGACGUCGAACGAACCUGAGGAGUUUCAGACUGAUGCGGCAGACCACGAUCCUGAAGAUGGGGAACAGCAUGAGGAAGAGGAGCCAUCUGAUGAGCCAACAGCAGCGGCCGGCACUGGCAGGUCACAGCCAUGUUGUCUCAAUUGUGGGCUUCCUGGCCACAAUUGUCGUACCUGUCCACUGGUGUGUCAAUUGUGCGAGGACCCGGAAUGCCCGAAGGGCCGCCGCUGCCCUAAGUUCAAUCAAUAUCGGGCUUAUCGACGCCCUGCAGUGCAACGACAGCAGCGUUCAGCAACCACCACUCGGUUCGUUCUCGACGACGCAGCAGCCAACCAUGCGUUUGCAAGCGGCUGCUGUCACAAUUGCGGUGGGGUGCCCAUUCAAGGCUACCACAUUCCGAUGGUGCUAUUGUCGGUGCCUUUGAGUGCUCUUCGGCAUCGAAUGUGGCAGGAAUCGCGAAGUGGUUUCCUUGGUCGCUUCGAGAGGAUGCAAAACAUCCGGCAGGCCGAGUACCAGCUGUGUGAGGAGUGCGCUUGUCACCUGUCGACUAUGGAUGGCCAUCCGGCAUAUCGAAGUGUGAAAUGCACGAGCUGGAGUGUGAUGUGGCCCGCCGUGAUUGCAGAUAGCAUCGGCAGAGGAUCGAUUGCGGAUGCGAUGAAGGUGUUGGAUCUUCCGCCGCCAUCAGUCACGGCAUUUUGGGCGUCUGCUGCGCAGUUUUUCGACGUGUAUAGCUUCCAGCAUGGCCAGAGGGUGCUUCUGUCGUCUAUUGGCCUCUUCGGUGCCGUCCCGAUGUAAGUGAGUGAAGUCUCGGUUGAUAUGAUGUCCACACUGUGUCUCUAUGCAGUCAUCCUAUGAAUCGACAGUCAGUGUUUCGAGACAUGACAAUCGAGAGGCCAGCGGCUAUCGAUGCGAUAGAGGGCCCCGCUCGCGACAAGUAUUUGCAAGCGCGUGAGGCGUUUGACAAGCACCUUUUCGAGGUACGAUAUAAUUUCGGGUAUCCACGUUCGAGACGAUGUGGGUCUGUGUGUGUGUGUGUGUGUAUGUAUGUGUGUGUGUCAUCCAGGUGCGGUGCCCUCUGGGCUGUUGGGAGUUCAUCGAGAAGACGUGGGUGCAUCCUUUGGGACAAGUGUGGCAUCUUGUCGAUCGCAGCUACAGCGGGAAGCACACCAUCGUGACGGACGGCUUUCGCACAGACUGGCUAUCUUCGGAUAUCGACCCGCGAUUCUUCUCGUGGACGGUGACGCCGUGUCUCGUUUGGGACCGCAAGUUAGGCUUGGCCUACUGUUCCUGUCACGAGCAUCCAAACAUGAGGGAAGUGGGCAAGAGGUUCUUCUUCCACGUCCCGAGAAACCCCUUCAUGCCCGGCAUCGUGACUCCUACGGAUGCCGACCGCCUUGCAAGAGUCGUCGCGCAGCCUCACUACUUCAAGUCCCGGCGUGUUGGGCCAAAUUGUGCUACGACGAGCAUGUUGCAUCUCAAUGUAAAGUACGAUGGUGUAUCGUCCUUCAGUUUGGCGUUACGGGGCCGAUUCGAUCGUCGAGAUCCUCGUCUCUAUGCUCUGGAAGGGUCCAUGUUGAGCUGCCAUCGCCAGCUGCGUGAAUAUCAUCUUGUGGAUGAGGACCCUGAUCACGUCUUUUGGGUCGAGGAGCAGAUGGCGGGCUACAAGCGAGAGUAUGCAGCCGAGUCGGCUCGCGCGGCUCGUGAGCCUUUUCAUGGUGUAGAGGGCUGUGGAGGUACUUAUAUGCCGCUGAGCGAUGCGCAAGAUGACUUCACUGCCUUUAUGGCCACGGACUCUAUCGAUGCGGACGAUCGAAACCAGCCGAGACAUCAGGG